Brassicogethes aeneus is the source of this 1080-nucleotide messenger RNA. NCBI's taxonomy places the organism in Eukaryota, Metazoa, Arthropoda, Insecta, Coleoptera, Nitidulidae. The record is from the annotation of a GenBank genome assembly.
AUGGGGGCAUGUUUAACGUUGGAAAGGGAGGAAAGGGGGGCCAAAAAGAGGAGCGAUGAAAUCGACAGGCAAUUGGGGGAGUUCGCCAAACAGCAGAACAAUGUUAUCAAGAUUUUGUUACUCGGUGCCGGGGAAAGCGGCAAAAGCACGCUUGUCAAACAGAUGAAAAUAAUACAUGCUGAUGGUUUCACGCACGCCGAAUUGAGCAGUUUUCGGCCUACUGUGAUGGACAACCUUUUGGCGUCCAUGAAAUACGUUUUGGUUGGUAUGGGGAAGUUGAGGAUAAAUUUGGAGCAUUCUAGGAACAAGGCGCAUGCCCAGGUCGUUUUGGUGAACAAAAGUUGCUUUGACAUGAGUUUUCAAGUUUUACCCAAUGUUGCUGCCUCUUUACAAGCUCUAUGGUCAGAUAGGGGAGUUCGGCUUGCUGUAGCCAGAGGCUAUGAGUAUGAAUUAAAUGAUUCAGCUCUAUAUUUGUUCGAAAAUAUGGAACGUAUAUGCGACCCCAAAUACGUACCCAACCCAACGGACGUUUUGAGGGCUAGAGUCCGCACGCAGGGCAUAAUAGAGACUCAGUUUAGGAUAAAAGAGAUUAUAGUUAGUAUGUAUGAUGUGGGGGGUCAAAGAUCUCAGAGGAGGAAGUGGAUUUAUUGUUUUGAUGAUGUACGCGCGGUUCUUUUUGUUAUAUCUUUGAGUGGAUACGAUAUGACACUUCUGGAAGAUCCAAAUGUCAAUAGGUUGGAAGAAAGCCUAAACCUGUUUGGACAAAUAGUAAACAAUCCAUUUUUUCGGGAUGCUUCCUUUGUUCUCUUCCUCAACAAAUUCGACUUGUUCCGGGAAAAAAUCCUCUACUCUCAACGUCACUUGCGACUUUAUUUCCCCGACUACAAAGGCCCAGAUAAAGAUGUCGACAGAGGCGCCCUCUUCAUCCAACACAAGUUCGUCUUGCGCAACGGUGAUUCUCGUAAAGUCCUUUACCCGCAUUUUACCACGGCCACUGAUACGGCAAACGUCAGGGUGGUGUUCCAAUCCGUCAUGGAAAUGGUCAUAUCCGCAAAUUUGGGACAGGUUACGCUUUUGUAG